Messenger RNA from Zasmidium cellare ATCC 36951, 570 nucleotides. RefSeq lists its product as uncharacterized. Lineage: Eukaryota; Fungi; Ascomycota; Dothideomycetes; Mycosphaerellales; Mycosphaerellaceae. Gene Ontology annotation, molecular function: 2 iron, 2 sulfur cluster binding. Gene Ontology annotation, biological process: iron-sulfur cluster assembly. Gene Ontology annotation, cellular component: cytoplasm; mitochondrion. The record is from RefSeq and is a predicted model, not a curated record. Bases 1 to 570 code for a protein of 189 amino acids. The transcript is spliced from 2 exons.
AUGCCGCCACCGAAGAACAGUGGAGUUCCUGACACCAGUAUUUCUUCAGGUUUGCAUUCAAGCUGGCCACCGACAGCGCCCUGGGAAAGGAAAGAUGGUGCAUCGGCGGUCAGUGAGAGGGAGGGCGAGGCGCAGAAGAGCAAGCCUACUGCGGCGUCUGCAGCAGGCAUGGGUCCCGCAAAGCCUUCAACAACACAAGAAACUUCCACAACAAAGCCGAAGAAGAGCAAGCUUCGACCGCGAAAGGCUCCAAUCACAUUGACACCUAAGGCUGUGGAACAACUACAGGGCUUGUUUGAUUCACCGGAAAAGAAGCUCAUUCGGGUAGGAGUGAAGAACAGAGGCUGCAGUGGAUUGGCAUACCAUUUGGAAUACGUGGACAAGCCUGCAGCUUUUGAUGAGACAGUGGAGCAAGAUGGCGUCAAAGUCUUGAUUGAUAGCAAGGCGUUGUUCAGCAUCAUUGGGAGUGAAAUGGAUUGGCAGGAGGAUAAGCUUAGUGCGCGGUUCAUCUUCAAGAACCCUAACAUCACCGAGCAAUGCGGAUGCGGCGAAUCAUUUAGCAUUUCAUGA